AUGAACUCGUCAAUUGUAUUCCUAAUGGUUCUCGUCGCGUUCGUCACAGCGGAAACGUGUAAACUUGGCGAAAAACGACGAAUCAAAUCGGGAAGUUAUUAUGAGGAAUGUGUGCCGAAAUUCGAUACUGCUGGUUGCUACGCGUCGUGGGAGAAGAUCGAAAGCAAGCGCUUCAUUGGAAAUGGCGAAGAGAUUGAUAGAAUGUAUCGCUCAAAUUCGGUUGGUUUCCGCUACAAGUGCGAAAUGAACAACGGAUUCAUUUCGUUCUCGCCUAUCGGCUGCGUGAUCAAUAAGAAAAAAGGAAUGGAAUUUUUGAAACUAAACGCCAGCGGCAAAUUGGACAACGGGCAAUCAGUGAAAUGCAAACAAAAUCACGCGGGAGAAUUCAGUUUCGAAUUUGGAGAAAACUAA
Caenorhabditis bovis is the source of this 411-nucleotide messenger RNA. The record is from the annotation of a GenBank genome assembly. Lineage: Eukaryota; Metazoa; Nematoda; Chromadorea; Rhabditida; Rhabditidae.